Acaromyces ingoldii is the source of this 867-nucleotide messenger RNA. RefSeq lists its product as hypothetical. The transcript is spliced from 3 exons. The record is from RefSeq and is a predicted model, not a curated record. NCBI's taxonomy places the organism in Eukaryota, Fungi, Basidiomycota, Exobasidiomycetes, Exobasidiales, Cryptobasidiaceae. The coding region runs from base 1 to 867 and encodes 288 amino acids.
AUGACUCGAAAAGUCGCAUCAAUCCUGGUCUCUAGCCUGUUAUUGCUCCUUAACGCAACCCGGUCUCAAGCUCAACCAGUACCGACAGGUGCUAGUGGCAAGCGUCCUUUUCCCUACGACGAUGAGCUCUCCAGUCUGACAGGGCCCAAUCCCAUACUCUCUACCCAGUACUCUCUAGGGCACGGUUCGGUUUCACAAUGGAACCAUCCUCCCCUCGCCGAGCCUUACAAUUGGCAAGCAUCGUAUCCACACGGCCGGCUCAACACUGCCGGAGCUGAUUCUAUCAAAGACGUGUGGUGGUCGCAACACUGUUCCGACCUUCCUGAAGCCGGGUCCUACAAUGAACUACUUCAUCAUGCCAGUGUCUUCGACGAAGAUCAGCAGAGUGCUGACGAGCACCACGAGGAGCACAGCAGGCAGUACUUACCAGUUGGCAUGCCCGAAUACGGCGAAAAUGAAACCCAGGGUUCUGUCCACGGCCAGAUUCAGCAGCCCGUUCAGAAAAAGUUUGACGGAAGGAGGAGGCCUAUUCUUAGUGAUAAAGAACGCGCUACACUUCCCCCAGAGGUCUUGUCUCUCCUUGAUCAAGCUCCCGAUGAACAAGACAGCAAGGAUCACUUCAUCACCCUACGGCGUUAUCUCACUCGUAUCAUAAAUGCCCGGAGAAAGCAACGACAAAUGGUUGCUCAAGAGCAAGGCCGUGUUCCAUCGCAGUCGGGAAAGGGCAAACGCUCAGAGAAGCUCAUGGCAGACGCUCGCGAUGGAGAGAAGAUUCUCACAAUAGUCAUCGACGGUGAACUUUGCAUCAUUACACCGACGACAUACUCGUCAUUGCCUCUCAAACAAACGCGCCGGAAAAAGGCGUGA